Molecule: messenger RNA, 1113 nt
Organism: Bombyx mandarina (wild silkworm)
Lineage: Eukaryota; Metazoa; Arthropoda; Insecta; Lepidoptera; Bombycidae
Product: RYamide neuropeptides
Source: RefSeq, a predicted model, not a curated record
CAGCCCGCACUUCGACAGGGGUAGUUUUGUUUCGUGAACAAAUAAAGCGCGGGUUCCGGAGGAGACUCGCCGGAUACCGCCCUCCUCCGCUCCUCCGAGCUCCCACCUCCGCUCCACCUGCGGCAGUGUGCGUGCGUGUACUACGAUGCGAGGCGUGUUAAUGUGUGCGUGCGUGACGCUGCUGGGCGUGCUCGUCCUCACCGGAGGAGAGGAGCGGACUGACAUGUCGCCGGUUCCCUUCGUGAUGGGCUCCCGGUACGGACGCUCCCCCGCGCGUCUCAUCACCCCCCGGAACGACAGGUUUUUCAUGGGCAGUCGUUACGGGAAGCGCUCGGAUGCUGGAAGAGAGGUCCGCGCCCUGGUCUGCGAGUACACCGGGGUGGGCCCACUCUACCGCUGCGUCAAUCAGAACCGAAGGCUUUACGAUAAGAGAAGCCGGUCUUCCGAGGACGUGGAGCGCGGGGAGCAGGGGUAAAGGCACACCAACACACACACCACCACACGCACAGACAGACGCUCGCACGCACAAGAAGCUACGUACAGAAGUAUCUGAAACUGGCGGAAAUCAUCUAAUGCUUUAACAAUCAUUAUCGAUAAUGUAUUUUAUUGCGUAUUCUAACGGACAAAAUAGACUUUACCAUGCCAAUGAGGCUGCCGGUGCAGCAUUGCAACUCACACGCUAUAUGAAAAAUUUCCAUGAUGUUACAAUGCGUACUGUCUUAUCCUUAUCCCGUAACGCUCAGCGUCGGACCAUGGACCCACAGUCGAGAGCAAUUGAUGUACGGAUUAGCAGUACGUCCUCUACACCAACACACAGUCAUACAUUAUACAAUAUCUAGUCAGUACAUCAGCACAACGUGAUGCGGCGUGCGGUGACGGCUGGCGAGGCUGGGUCGCCGCUCGUCACCGUCACGUCUCCGUCACGUCACCGUCACGUCUCCGUCACGUCUCCGUCGUCCAUACAAUACCAUGCAGUCGUCGCAGUAAGCUGUUACAACAUCUGUGUUGUCGUGAGGAGGUUCCCGGACGGUGUUAUGUUAUGUUUAAUUAAAUGUAAUCACUAAAUAACAAACGAUAUAUUUAGCGAAGGUUGUUGUAAUUAAUAAAAUAUCA